AUGGAGGAGCAUCCGCGGCCGCCGCCGGCCCGCCCACCAGUGAKCAUGGCCUGGCCGGGCGUCCCACAUCCCGGCGCCCCCUCCGCGGCCGGCUCGCCUGGAGGGACUUCCUCCGCGGCGACAUUGGCCGUGCUCUCCUUCAGCACCGUGGCGACCGCGGCGGCCGCGGCGCUGGGGAACCAGAGCGACGCCAGCGGGGGAGGCAGCGUUGCCGCUCCAGGUGGCGGCGGCGGCGGAGGCAGGCCCGGGGCGGCGGGGGCGGCGGGGGCGGUGCGGGKGGCGGCGGCGGCGAGGCCGGCGCUGGGCCCGGAGGCGGCGCCGGUGCUGUCGCACGGGGCAGCGGUGGCAGCUCAGGCGCUCGUCCUGCUGCUCAUCUUCCUGCUAUCUAGCCUGGGCAACUGCGCGGUGAUGGGGGUGAUCGUGAAGCACCGGCAGCUUCGCACCGUCACCAAUGCCUUCAUUUUGUCGCUGUCCCUGUCGGAUCUGCUCACGGCGCUCCUCUGCCUGCCCGCUGCCUUCCUGGACCUCUUCAUUCCCCACGGAGGUUCUGCGCCCGAAGUCGCCGCGGGGCCUUGGCGCGUCUUCUGCGCAGCGAGUCGCUUCUUCAGCUCGUGUUUCGGCAUCGUGUCCACUUUCAGCGUGGCCCUCAUUUCGCUGGACCGCUACUGCGCCAUCGUGCGGCCGCCCCGGGAGAAGAUCGGCCGGCGCCGCGCCCUGCAGCUCCUGGCGGGCGCUUGGCUGGUGGCUCUAGGCUUUUCCUUGCCCUGGGAACUGUUUGGGGGAUCCCGGGAGCCCUCCUCAGUGCAGAGCUUCCAUGGCUGCCUUUACCGGACCUCUCCAGACCCUGCGCAGCUGGGCGCGGCCUACAGCGUGGGGCUGGUGGUGGCCUGCUACUUGCUGCCCUUCCUGCUCAUGUGCUUCUGCCACUAUCACAUCUGCAAGGCCGUUCGCCUGUCGGAUGUGCGCGUGCGGCCAAUGACCACCUACGCGCGUGUGCUGCGUUUCUUUAGCGAGGUGCGCACUGCCACCACCGUGCUCAUCAUGAUUGUUUUCGUCAUCUGCUGCUGGGGCCCCUACUGCUUCCUGGUGCUGCUGGCCGCGACCCGGCAGGCCCAGGCCACGCAGGCCCCUUCUCUCCUCAACGUGGUGGCUGUCUGGUUAACCUGGGCCAAUGGGGCUAUCAACCCUGUCAUCUAUGCCAUUCGCAACCCCAACAUUUCCAUGCUCCUAGGGCGCAACCGCGAGGAGGGAUACCGGACUAGAAAUGUGGACGCUUUCCUACCCAGCCAGGGCCAGGGUCUGCAGGCCAGAAGCCGUAAUCGCCUUCGAAACGGCCUAGGGGUUUGCAGCAGGAUGUCCUCCUCCAACACCACCAGUGGGGCCGGAGGUGACAUGGCCAUGUGGGCCCGCAAAAACCCAGUUGUGCUUUUCUGCAGGGAGGGACCACCAGAACCUGUGACAGCAAUAGCCAAACAGCCUAAAACUGAAGCCGGAGAUACUAGCCUCUAA
Messenger RNA from Urocitellus parryii (Arctic ground squirrel), 1509 nucleotides. It is a transcript of the gene Gpr135, whose product is annotated as G protein-coupled receptor 135. Gene Ontology annotation, cellular component: membrane. Lineage: Eukaryota; Metazoa; Chordata; Mammalia; Rodentia; Sciuridae. The record is from RefSeq and is a predicted model, not a curated record. Gene Ontology annotation, biological process: G protein-coupled receptor signaling pathway. Gene Ontology annotation, molecular function: G protein-coupled receptor activity.